Messenger RNA from Candidula unifasciata, 573 nucleotides. The record is from the annotation of a GenBank genome assembly. NCBI's taxonomy places the organism in Eukaryota, Metazoa, Mollusca, Gastropoda, Stylommatophora, Geomitridae.
AUGCGAGACUCGGACGCCAAGGAUUACCAGCUGUGGGUAGUGGCAGGCAAAGAGAACUCUCCUUAUCCUCUCAUAGGUCAUGAGACGCCAUAUUCAAUCAAAUACAACCAAGCCCGCGAACUGUCCAGGUCACGGUCGGCCAAUGACCUUGACAAUAUGACGGCCUUGGACCUGGACACGAUUGUAGAGAACAUCUCAGUGUCUGGCAGCAAGUGUGAGUUCUACCUCAAACAGAAACAGUCGCCAAGGAACGGCCAGUUCGAUUCGCCGCACCACAAACCAAUGAAGAAACACAAGAAAACUCAAAACAUUUUCAAUACAAUCUUUCGCAAGAAACGAGUUUUUGGCAUUCCCUUGGCAAAAAUCUGCGAUAAAAAUCUGGACCCACCAGAAGGAAUAAUUAAACUGAUGGUGCAGGUGUACCAGCAUGGACCUCAAACAUCGGGGAUCCUCAGACGUGGAAACAACGCUCUCCUGGGCAAGGAGAUUAAAGAGAAAAUCAAUGCUGGGGAUAAGUAUCACCUGGAGGAUCACAUGACCCCAACAGCAGCAUCUGUUAAUCAUAUCUCCUGA